CGAGAACUGCCGAGAAUUUACGAUUGCGAAAGUCCCCAAUGCUAAAAAUAACGCUUUGGAAAUAACCUAGCCUUUCCGUCACUCCUGAAAUCGAGUAAGCAGUUGAAAAGAUUGUAAUCCAUCCAGAAUGCUUUCAACAAUGAACAUACUGAAUAUACAUGAUCACCAUAGGGGAUAUGAUGAGAUACCACAGCAUCCUUUAGACCGAUUAGAACCUCUGAGAAAUAGUGAAACCAGAAGAAGAACCACUUUUGAUACAUGGCCAAGAGAUGCAUCAAUCGGUUGUAAUGAUUUGAUUAAAGAUGGAUUUUAUUACUUAGGAGUGAGUGAUAAAGUUCAGUGUGCGUAUUGUGGGGGAGUAUUAAGUGGGUGGGAGAGUGGUGAUAGUGUUCAUGACCAACAUAAAAGACAUUUUGGGAAUUGUGAAAAGGUGAGGGAUGAUAUUGUGUCGAGUGAUGAUGAAAAUGACCUUGAGACUGAUGGUAUUGGAUAUUUUGAUGAGAGUGACAAACAAGAUUAUGCACCACAAGAUUCACAUGUUCAUCAACCACAUGAUUUUGGAUGUCUGAAUGAGCAAAAAGAUCUGGUGGAAAAAUCUACACCUGUGCCAACGGUUUAUAAUCCAAAGUUUUCCUUGUACAAUAAAAGAUUGGAAAGUUAUGUAAAUUGGCCAAGUGAUCAUCAUCUAAAACCUGAUGAACUAGCAACUGCAGGACUAUACUACAAAGAUUCAGGGGAUAAAUGCCAAUGUUUCUUGUGUGGUGGCAUACUAGAAGAAUGGGAUGAGGGAGAUAUAGCAAAAGCAGAGCACAAGAAAUGGUUUCCAAAGUGUUAUAACAGCAUUGAGUAUGAGUGAAGAAAUUAGUUACAACUAAGUCUCAUAAUCUACCAUUAUAACAUUACAUUUGGAUUCAUUAUUAUUUAAGGAAUGACUAAUAUUUUUCUGUCUAUGAAGAAAUAACAUCAAAAAUGUUGUGUACACAUUAUAACCGGCAUAGCGGGUUAUUUUAAAGUGUACACCAUAUUUUUAUGCCCAAUUUAUGGGCAUUAUGUUUUCUGGUCUGUGCCUCGGUCUGUUCAUUCGUCCGUCUGUCUAUCCGGUUUCACAUGUUUCAGGUUAAAGAGGGUGGUAAAGGGUUAUUUUCGUGCAACUUGAUCACUGUUUUUAAUUUUUUAUUUGACGUUCAGUCGUGCAAGACGGGUGCCUCGUUCAAUGUGUUCUGCUUAUUUAAUUUUACGUGCAUCGUGAUUUUCAAAGUCUUAUUUUGCGUGCUUGCUAUUUUUCAAAUAACAUUUAAACACUUGGUAGGGAUUGUCAAGAAAUACUUUUUUAAAAGAUGUAAACCAAUUAUAUCAUAAAUGUGCAUACUAAAUCGGGAAUAUCAAGUAAAAUAAAGAGUAAAUAUAUACAAGAAGACAGUGACAUAGUCACAAAAGGUUCACAUAAAAGUAUUUAUUUUUCGUGCAACGUUCAUUACAGAAAUUAUUUCACGUUCAACGUGAAAUUAUGUCUUAUUUCACGUUUUUUUUGUGCAAGCACUCCCCCUUUACCACCCUCAUUAAAGUUUUGGUUAAAUUUUUGGUUGAGGUAGUUUUUGAUGAAGUUGAAGUCCAAAUCAACUUGAAACUUCGUCAACAUGUUCCUUAUGAUAUGAUCAUUCUAGUUUUAAUGCCAAAUUAGACAUUUUAUUAAAUUUUCACGAUCCAAUGAACACAGAAAAUGAAAGUGCGGAUGGGGGCAUCUGUGUACUUUUGUUUAUGUUAUUUUGAAUAAACAGAAAAAUAUUAGUCAUUUCUUAUAAUUUAAUUCUUUAUUCCAUUCUAAACUUGAGUAAACAAUGAAAAAUAUGUUGAUGACAUCACAGUCACAUGACAAAAUUAUGUCUAUGAGCUGAUAUACAAAACAACAUCAGCCAAUCAGCAGACACUUUCUUUCCCAAAUUAAAUUAUUGUGGGAUAACAAUUUACAUGGAUUUCUCAGGUUUAUGAAAACCACUGAUUUUUAUAUCCAAGGAAGCAUAAAUUUCUAUCAUCAUGUAUGCAGACUUUGGCAAAUGUAUCAAUUCAAAUGUUCAUGAAAAAUGCAAUUUUUGGAUCCAAAAAAAGUAUGAAUCCACAGUCAUGACAGUUAUUAAAGGUUGACAAAGUACAGAAUUUUGAUCAUUGUACCGUAAAAAGAAAUUUAGUAAUACGACUAACCCCCCUUUUGGAUUGAAUAUCAAAUUCCAUUUGGAUGUGACUGAGUGAGAAAUUCAUAGUAACAUCUGUAGAUCUUCUGGCAAUAGCAAUGACUUUUAUAUUUGGGAACUGUCACCUCUGGCAUAUUUUUCUUAAAAGAUAUUGAAAAACAAAUUUUACAAUAUGCUAAGCUUUAUUUUUUUCGAAAGAGACUUGUAAUUAAAUUAAGCAUAAACAUUUACCAAUAUGUCAUCAGUUCCUUGAAUUGGAUUUUUUUAAAAAGAUAUAUGACAAACACAAUCAUUGAUAAGAUUCCUGACAUGGGACAUGCACAUAUUUGUCUUUGAGUGUCUCUUUCAGUAGUUGUAUUUAAUGGUUGUAGUGUGUUCUUGUAUGAUUGUGACUAUGUUUACAUUUCAUAUAGUGGUUUAAGUACAUUUAGUGUGCCUUUAUAUAUAAGGGGUCAUCCAUAAUUGUCAACCAUUUUCCAAAGUGUACAAAACAUACACUUUUCAGUUUUGGCUUAAUUACUUUUUUGAUCUGAGCAUCACUGAUAUGUCUUAUGUAGACGCAACGCGGGUCUGGCAUAUUAAAUUAUAAUCCUGGUACCUUUAAUAACUAAUUUCAUACUCCCCAACAUCCCUCAAAAAGUGUAUAUCAACCAUUUUCCAGAUUUCAAGACAAGAAUAAUUUAUUCAUAAUGAAAAGAAGAUUAUAUCUAUUAUAUUUUUUUUAAUAUAGAAAUUUGCAUCGAAAUGAACUGAAAUACAAAUGUUUCUUAGAUAUAUAUUCCGGAAAUUGAUUUAAAAAAAAAGCGUAUGGUAAAAUUGUUGAUUUUUUUUACCACCUUCCAAGUGUACGUUUUGUACACUUUGGAAUGUAAAUGUAUUCAUCCUCUUUUGGUAAUCUUAAGUUUUGAAUCAGCAUUUUAUUCCUUUCAUUUUAUGUUUUACCUGAAGAAAUGCUGAGGCAUUGAAUAUAAUUGUGUAAUACAUUUUAAAAUUUUUGAUAGUUGUUCAUAUUAUAUAAACAUAGUAAACCUAGACUUAAAUUACUUUGAAAACUUUAUAGAUUUUCUUCUGUCUGUAGCUUAAACAUGGUAUUGCUUUUCUUCCAUAUUGUAACAUAUUAACCUCAAUUUUAUAUCAGGUAGGUCAAUUUUUCUUCAUUUAGUACCAGCAUUUCUGUAAUGAAAUCAUUAUAAUUUCCAUCUUUGCUAGCAAAGGCUUGUGAAGGAGGGGACUUGGUCGUAACUCUUGGCUAGCAAAGAUGAGUCAUUUCCAACUAUUAAAUCGUUUCAUGCUUAUUAUGUUACAACCAUACGCAUGUGAUAUGUCAUGUGUUUGCUGAUUAUUUUGUUAAAGUGAUAAUUUUUUAUGUUGAUAAUUGUGUCAGAUUUUUGCCAAAUUGAGAAAAGAUUAUGCCUCAUUAUUAUACAACAUUAAUGAUUUGCAGCAUAAGUAAGGACAACACACAAAUAUUUUGGAUGUUCAGCUAUUCAUUAUGGAUAUUUCUUGAAGAAAGUAAUUUUUUAGUAAGCUUUCACAACUGUUUAAAGCAACAGUUAAUAUGGUGAAGGAAAAAUAAAUGCUUGAUCUGAAGUCUUAGUAUUUCUGAUUUAUACUAUGGGUUUUCAGAUGAAGAUGACAUAGGUCAAAGUUUAGGACUAUAAGUAUGAGCUCCUUAACAUACUUCUUUCCAAAUAAUCUAGCAUUGAAUUUUCUCAUCUUGUUUUAUUAUCUUUAUUAAAGAUGUAGUCAUGAAGCCGUAACUUAAAUAUAGCAAAUAUAAACUUCAUUUGAAAUUAAUUUGUCUCUCAUUUAUAAAAUCAUGAACAUCAACAAAUUAAUUGGAAUCAUUUGAACAAGAAGAUGAUAACCUAGAAUCCUAUACACGAAUUUUCUUUUAGCAUGUGUUUAGAAAUAUAUAUAAAGAAUAGCUAUGCAUUCGUAAAUAUUAAUGUUCCUGCAUGUUCACUGUGGUCUAUAUUUGUGUCAUUCAAAAUUAUAAAUUUACAAACAUAACAAACUAAAGGAGGAUCAUUGUAGUUAUCCUACCUUUUAUAGAUAUCAAAGAAUUCGAUUGGUUGUUCAAUGUCACAUGCUGACCGUGUACUAGUAUAUUUGAUAAUACAGUGUAUACAAUAGUUAAUGUUAUAAGAUCUGUUAAGUAUUCAAAGUAAGUAAAAGAUAAAUAGAUACUCAUGUGUUUUUCAUAGUAUCUGUCAGUGGAAUAUAAAUAUUACAUAGUUCAUUUUUGACCUAAUAGCAAAGUGUUCUCUUGAAUUCCAAGAUUUACAGAAAAUGUAUUGACCUUUUGACAUAAAAGGCAUUACACAUUUCUUUUGAGUUUAAAUUGCAAAUAUUGAACAUAAUUGUGGUUCUUUGAUCUUAUUUAUUAAAUAUAAUUGAUCUGACCUGGAAAUAUUUCAACAAAAUAACUGUUACACCGACAUAAUGCUAUCUUUAUAUGGAGAUUCAAGCUACACAUUUACAAAAUAUGGAAUAAAAUGAGGUUGUUUAUACCUUAUUAGGUCAUAGUGGAUUGUGUAAUAUAUUGGUUAUGAGACAUUCAAAACUAGUUAGCUUCAAGCAAAAAAUAUAGAUAAAAUGCCCAAAGGGAAAUCUUUAAAGUAUUUCAGAUCUGUAUGUACAGUAACAAUUGUUUUCCUUAUCAAACAAUAAUUUCAAGAUAAAGAAGUAUUUGGUAUCGUCAUUUAUAUUACUUUUCAUUGUAAUUAAACAUAAGACUUGCCGAUUUUAGUUAAUAUACAUGUAGUUGGAAAAGCAAAAGGUUAGAAGUAAAAGAAUUGGUCCAUGGUGCAAUACCUAUUUGUGAAAGGUACUACACAUAUUUGUGAAAUACAGAAAUAGAGAACUGCAUAUUUCAUCGUAUUAAAAGGUCUGUUGAAAAAGGUUAAAUCCAAAUGACAUAAAGAUGACAUUUUAUGCAAAUAUUUGGCCUUUUGAACCUUUCUUUAUUUUUUGUUUUAUCCUUCAAUUACAACAAAACAUGUACUUUGUCAAAAUUGAUUUCCAAAAAGGUUAAUUAUUAUAUGCAUAAAAGAAGAUUUGGGAUUAAGUUCUGUUGUUUCAUUUUUAGGAUCUUCCCUGGGUAUUUUAUCGUAAAAAAAUCAUGAUGUGAAAUAUUUUAUUUAGUAUUUGAUCUUUAAAUUUAGACCUAUUGAUAACCUGAAAGGUAUACUAUGUUAAUUACUGAAUUUGUUUUAUUUAUAUUUCUUUCUGUUUUAAUUUUUGUUUUGAAUAAAUAUAUUUGAUUAA
Molecule: messenger RNA, 5459 nt
Organism: Mytilus trossulus (common blue mussel)
Lineage: Eukaryota; Metazoa; Mollusca; Bivalvia; Mytilida; Mytilidae
Product: baculoviral IAP repeat-containing protein 7-A-like
Exons: 3
Coding region: 128-856 (242 amino acids)
Biological process (GO): negative regulation of apoptotic process; regulation of cell cycle
Cellular component (GO): nucleus; cytoplasm
Molecular function (GO): cysteine-type endopeptidase inhibitor activity involved in apoptotic process
Source: RefSeq, a predicted model, not a curated record